AAUAAGAACAUUGAAGGUUGAAGGAGGCUUCUUUAACUUUGUUGUCAACCUCCAGCGUGCUAGGAUAUAACCUGAGUCGAUCAUGCUGUCAUUACAACCAAUCUCAAUUCUAAGUGCUGGUGCUGAUGAAGAAAAGGCAGAAACCGCCCGACUUUCUUCUUUUGUGGGAGCCAUUGCCAUCGGUGAUCUUGUCAAGACUACUUUGGGUCCUAAAGGAAUGGACAAAAUCCUCCUCUCGUCCGGUGAAACUGUUGAGGUGACAAAUGAUGGGGCUACAAUAUUAAAGUCAAUUGGCGUGGAUAAUCCCGCAGCUAAGAUCCUUGUUGAAAUGAGCAAAGUUCAAGAUGAUGAGGUUGGCGAUGGUACGACUUCAGUAACUGUGCUAGCGGCAGAAUUGUUGCGUGAAGGUGAACAAUUAAUUGCUGCUAAGCUUCAUCCCCAAACUAUUGUACAAGGUUGGCGUGAGGCUACUAAACUAGCCUUAACAGCUCUCGACUCCGCUGCAUAUCAAUCAUCAGAUCAAUCGGAUACUGAAUUCCGUGACCGUCUGUUAAGUAUUGCGCGCACAACUUUGAGUUCUAAGCUCCUGACACAGCAUAAAGAACAUUUUGCUAAGUUAGCUGUAGAUGCUGUUCUUCGGCUGAAAGGUAGUGGGAAUCUUGAUGCUAUCCAAAUUAUCCAGAAGCUUGGUGGCACUAUGACUGACUCGUAUUUGGAUGAAGGCUUUCUUCUGGAUAAACGACCUGGUGUAAAUCAGCCUAAAAGAGUGGAAAACGCCAAAAUAUUGAUCGCCAACACCCCAAUGGAUGCAGAUAAAAUCAAAGUAUUUGGAAGCAAAAUCCAAGUGGAUGCUAUUUCAAAGGUAGCUGAAUUAGAAUUAGCUGAAAAACAAAAAAUGAAAGACAAAGUUGACAAAAUUUUAAAGCACAACUGUUCAGUAUUCAUUAAUAGGCAAUUAAUAUAUAAUUAUCCGGAGCAGUUAUUUGCUGAUGCUGGUGUUAUGGCAAUCGAACAUGCAGAUUUUGAAGGUGUAGAGAGGUUGGCUCUAGUUACUGGUGGCGAGAUUGUUUCCACAUUCGAUUCUCCUGAGACUACAAAAUUAGGACACUGUAAUUUGAUAGAAGAAGUGACAAUUGGUGAAGAUAAGUUACUUCGAUUCAGCGGUGUUGCUAUGGGUGAGGCUUGCACAAUAGUCUUGAGGGGUGCCACUAAAAGCAUCUUGGCAGAGGCAGAACGCUCUCUUCACGACGCUUUGUGUGUUUUGGCUCUUACAAUAAAGAAUCCUCGAACAGUUUGUGGUGGUGGAGCUAUGGAGAUGUGGAUGGCUGAAGCAGUAGCACAGGGUGCUGCUAAAACGCCAGGAAAGAUAUCUUUGGCUAUGGAGUCCUUCGGUCGUGCUUUGAGGCGUUUACCUUCUAUAAUAGCCGAUAAUGGUGGUUAUGAUAGUGCAGAGCUGGUUUCUCAGUUACGUGCUUGUCAUGCAAAUGGUGAAAAGUCCAUGGGCUUAGAUAUGAACAACGGAGUAAUUGCUGAUAUGAACGAUUUUGGCAUUAUUGAAUCAUAUGACGUAAAGCGUCAUUUAGUGACAUCAGCUGCCGAAGCUGCGGAGAUGAUAAUCCGUGUUGAUGACAUCAUUAAAGCUGCUCCUCGUCGCCGAGCUCCUCGAAGGCAUUAAAUAAAAUUAGCUUGGUCAUUGUUUGUGAAGUUAACAAUAAAUUUAUCGUUUGGCAUUAUGAAAUAUAAGUUGCUCGUAU
Schistosoma turkestanicum is the source of this 1754-nucleotide messenger RNA. The record is from the annotation of a GenBank genome assembly. NCBI's taxonomy places the organism in Eukaryota, Metazoa, Platyhelminthes, Trematoda, Strigeidida, Schistosomatidae.